Antrostomus carolinensis (chuck-will's-widow) is the source of this 1167-nucleotide messenger RNA. It is a transcript of the gene CEP44, whose product is annotated as centrosomal protein 44. Gene Ontology annotation, cellular component: centrosome; spindle pole. The record is from RefSeq and is a predicted model, not a curated record. Gene Ontology annotation, biological process: centriole-centriole cohesion; centriole replication. NCBI's taxonomy places the organism in Eukaryota, Metazoa, Chordata, Aves, Caprimulgiformes, Caprimulgidae.
AUGGCAACAGGAGACCUAAAAGGAAGUUUAAGAAAAAUAGAACAAGGACUUCGCUUGUUAAAUUAUCCAAGAGAUGUGGAUUAUACACUGUUAGUAAAGGGUGAUCCAGCUGCAUUUUUACCUAUCAUCAGCUAUUCUUUUACAUCUUUUUCAACUUGCAUAGCAGAACUUUUGGUAAAGUGUGAUGUGGAACUCACAGCAAAGAGUGACUUGCGUUUUAUUGAAGCUAUUUACAAGCUUCUUCGAGAUCAAUUUCAAUAUAAACCAAUUUUAACAAAACAGCAGUUUCUUCAGUUUGGCUUUGCAGAAAGAAAAAUGCAGAUUGUUUGUGACAUUAUCAACUGUGUGGUGAAAAAAGAUAAGGAAUUAAGUAACUCGAAUAAGGUUAAAUCCCAAACAAGGAAAAAACUCAGAUCUUUUAAAUAUGAAGUAUGGUCAAAUUGUGAUAAUGUCCUUGCUGAUUCUAGUGGCAAUACUCUGAAUUCCAAACAGGUAUGAAAACCACAAGUAGAACGGCAUGCAGGAAAUGAAGUUAGUGAUGACCUUCAUCCACUACCCCUUCCAGCACAGGGAGGUGGUGAAGAAGAAUUGAGCCAAGAUCAUGAUGUUGUGCAAGCUAAAUGUGAACAAGUCAUAGAAGAUAAUUCUCAGAUUGAGUUCCUAAAGAGCCAGCUUGCUGAUUGCCAGGAAAAGCUUCAUAAACUAGAUUGGAUGGAAGACAAACUCCAUGUUUUAGAAGAGAAACUGAAGGGAAAGGUGAUCGUAGAUGAGAAAGACUGGAAUAACAUGUUGAGUCGAGUUUUGCUUCUUGAAACAGAACUUUUGUUAUUGCAGUCCAAAAAGAGAGACUUAUCUACAGAGUCUAGCAGUAUAAAUCAAGAAUGUACUUCUAGUAGGAUUCCAGUUUCUCCUUAUACAGAGAGGAAGGAGGAGAUGCCAGAGAGUCUUCAUCAGUUGUAUGGAUACAGUUCACUAUUAUCCACAGACCCAUCUCCCAAAGCCAUGACCAUUAAUUCUUGUGGUCUGACAGACAUUUCAAAGGAGACAACAAGACAAAGAAUGGAAAGGAUAAGUAAAAUAAUUGAAGAAACCUCAGAAUUGUUGAAAACCUCAAGCACACCUCUGAGAAGACCUGAAAGCACAGGUCUUCAGACCUGGUCUCUGUAG